GCGCCGCCCCGCCCCGCCACGGGCCGAGCUCGCGGGCAACAGGUAGCUGCCGUUUGGCGUUGAUUGCAAUCGCUGCGACUCGACAUGAGCAUCGAGUCCGUCGCCGGCACUCGGGCCGCCGUUCCGCGGACUUGAACGGCACGCCGCCGACCUGAGGGGAGGCCCUCCUCUACCGCAGCCUUCACCGCCUUCCGGAAGACGCAGACCGUCGCAGACGGAGACGGCCCGGACUCUGCCGCCGUCGUCUGCCGCGUUUCGGCGUUUUGUUGUCAUCCUGUUUGUGUGCGGGAACGGGUGCCGAAGAGCGUUCCCAGUGUGAGUGCGUCCCGCGCGUCCAGUGCAGUGCCGCGCGCCGCGUCGUCUGCUGGAGGCGCCGAGGUGACAUUUUGGCAGCGUUGUUCGCUAAAUGAUAUUCGACCGGAGCUUCGACUUUGCAAGAAUGCUGAGCGCCGUGGACCUGGUGGCGCUGGUGCUGUUCGGAGCCAUCCUGCUGUUCGGGGAGUUCCAGACCAAGUGGGGCUGGCUGCGCCUCCGGAAGUCCAAGACUCUGUCGCCGCCGUCGUCCCCGACGCCCACGUCGCACUCCCACAAGCCUGAGCCGGAGCCGAGGCGCAAGGGCGUGCAGGACAUCCCGGGUCCGUGGCCCCGGCUUCCAGUGCUGGGCACGCGCUGGAUCUACUCGCUGGGCGUCUACAAGAUGGACAAGAUCCACGAGGCGUACAGGGACAUGUUCGAGCGGUACGGCCCCGUGGUGCGCGAAGAGGCGCUGUGGCGGAUCCCCGUCGUGUCCGUGCUCGAGCGCUCCGCCAUCGAGACGGUGCUCCGCAGCUCCACCAAGUACCCCCUGCGCCCGCCCACCGAGGUCACCUCCCACUACCGGCGCUCGCGACCCGAUCGCUACACCAACCUCGGGCUCGUCAACGAGCAAGGCGAAACGUGGCAUCAUUUGCGCUCCAUCCUGACCCCGGAGUUGACCAGCGGCAAGACGAUGCUGCGCUUUCUGCCGGAGCUCAACACCGUGGCCAGCGACAUGUCCACCCUGCUCGCCACCAGCCGCGACGCCAAGGGGGUCAUCCCCAAGUUCGAAGAGCUAGCCAACCGCCUGGGGCUGGAGAGUACAUGCACGCUGAUUCUGGGACGCCGUAUGGGUUUCCUUGAUGAUAAAGUAGACCCUCAAGCUGCUAAGUUGGCUGCUGCCGUCAAGGUGCACUUCUGUGCGUCGAGAGACACAUUUUAUGGACUUCCCUUCUGGAAGGUGAUGCCUACAAAAGCCUACAGGGAACUAGUAGAAAGUGAAGAGACCAUUUAUGACAUAAUUUCUGGUCUCGUGGAUACUGCCUUGGCAGAGGAACAAAAUACUGCACAGAUAGAUGCCGUUCAGAGUGUAUUCCUGGCUGUACUUAAUGCGCCUGGAUUGGAUAUACGUGACAAAAAAGCAGCAAUUAUUGACUUCAUUGCAGCCGGAAUCCAAACACUUGGGAACACCCUUGUGUUUGUGCUUUACCUGAUAGCCAAGCACCCAAAUGUUCAACAGCGACUCUAUGAAGAACUUAUUACGGCUGCACCUCCAGGAAGUCCUUGGACUGCUCAGAAUUUACGUAAUGCUCCUUAUCUGCGAGCCUGUAUCAUGGAGGCAUUCAGAGUUCUCCCAACCGCUCCAUGUGUAGCAAGAAUUAUUGACACAGAUAUGGUGCUGAGUGGUUAUCAUUUGAACGCUGGAUCGGUUGUACUGUGCCAUACAUGGCUUGCUGGCUUGAAAGAGAGUAACUUCCCAGCUGCGCAUGAGUAUAGACCUGAAAGGUGGUUGAAUGGUGGCCCAGGGUCCGCUGCAACUUUCUUGGUUCUACCAUUUGGCUGUGGCCGGCGUAUGUGCCCUGGGAAACGAUUUGUUGAGCAGGCCCUGCAAGUUGUCGUAGCACAGACUGUUCGUGAUUUUGAAGUAGGCUUUGAUGGAGAAUUGGGUCUGCAGUUUGAAUUCCUUCUUUCACCUCAAGGGACAGCAAGUUUCUCAUUCUUGGAUAGAGUUUAGCAAUUGCUGAAGUAGCACUAGUAGUUUGUGGUUUGUGACUCCUGGUCACUAAUUUCUGCUAUUGUCCUUUCCGACCUCAUGAGCUGCAGUUAAAGCUUUUGAGAAGUAAUGCAUUCCUGCUUUGUCAUUAUUUUUUAUUGGGAAUAAGGAUUAAUGAUUUUCUGAAAUUUAUUUGUCUGUAUUAGCUGAAACUUUGGAAACCAGUUAAAAUUUCUAUACUAUUUCAAGCAACGAGAAGGGAAGGGAAAUAUUGGUUUCACAGCAAUUUGUGUAGCAUAUUUCUGAUUGGGAAGUUAACUGAUGACAAAUGCCAAAGAAUAUUUAUUUAAAUUAAACUGGCCAUACUUUUAAGUACUGUUUGCCUUAUUUUCAUAAAACAUUGCUGUUACUAGUACUUAUAGUAAUGCAUCUUACUCUCCUCGGUCGAGGAAACAUUUCUGUGGUCCUUAAUAUGACGUACAAAAUGGUUAGUUACAGCUGUAUCUUGUAAAGACAUUCGACAGCAAUGAGUACUGAUAUUGUUUUAUUGCCAUGUGACAUAUGUGUAAAAAUGUAAAAGCCUGACUGUAACUCUUUCCAUUUAUUUCAUUAUUUAUGUGUGAUUUAUUACGUGCAUCUUUUAGGCUGUGUAAAGAAAGACAAAGUGGCAUUAUUAUGUUAAAAAUUGGUCGUUAUUUUGACCAAUUUUUCUACAUAAAUUAUGAAUUUGUUCCCUUUUGGUUGUGUUAUUGAAGAUGACAGACUGCAUCACUUACAAGCUCAGUGGGCUAUGGUCAUGAUUUUGUGAGGAAUGUGGAGUACCUGAUAGUAUUUUUAUCUACUUAAAGUGUAGCAGUAAUGUUUUUCCCCUGCUAUUCACUCUCUGAAUGUUUUUAAUGACUUUUCAAGAAGCUCACGACUAUAGUUUAAAGCCACAGUGGAGCCAAAGUGAUUCUUUGAGUUCAUGAACUAAAAUAUGUGGAAUUUCACAAUGCAGAUCAUUUUAUUAUAUAUGAAGGUUUUAAAAGUUAUUUAAAAUUUUCUUUUUAGUGUACUUGACUGUGACAUCCCAUUAAAUUUGGCCUAGUGAAUUUUAUCUUCAUUUUAAACAAUUUUACAUAUUAUUGAUUUAAUGCAAUGCCCUGAUGUAUUUUUAAAUUAUGUGCUGUUUGCUGCUUGCCAGGUAUUUUACAAUUGGCGCGUAGUUUACUUGUUGGGCAAUAUCGGUUUAUGCUGUUCAUUGCUUCGUGAUUUUAUUGUAAGUUUAUAUUAGUUGUAAAGCAAAUUCGUGAUGAAAUCUUGUUAUUUAUGUGUUAAGAUACUAGAAUUAAAGAUCUUUGCUCAGAUUAA
Thrips palmi is the source of this 3358-nucleotide messenger RNA. RefSeq names its product ecdysone 20-monooxygenase (gene shd). The transcript has 10 exons. The record is from RefSeq and is a predicted model, not a curated record. Gene Ontology annotation, molecular function: heme binding; monooxygenase activity; iron ion binding. The coding region runs from base 407 to 2029 and encodes 540 amino acids. NCBI's taxonomy places the organism in Eukaryota, Metazoa, Arthropoda, Insecta, Thysanoptera, Thripidae.